CUUGACAGUCUAUCAUUCCUCCAGUCGAAACGCGCAACCACCAAUUCCCGCUUAUCCCUUUUUAAAACCCUCAUACUUCGACUUACGCAACACCAUAUUGCUCUCAAAAACCUUUGUGCUUAGUGACCGCUACCAAACCCCUCCAAAGAAGCUCUACCCCGCCAAACAUUCCACCUUAGCUCUCCAUAACCCGAACAACGCAUGCCAUAUACACGCUAAAGCUAAUUCAACUUUACUCUUCGCACCUUUUCAAAUAUAGCUUUCUCGUGGAGACAAUCGAGUUCGAGGUGGAAUACGACUUUACCCAAGCCUCUGCGAUAGAAUGUCUGUCUCUAUACAGGAGCUGGACACUACUGUCCAGGCCUUUUACGAAGGCAAGGGUGAAUUGCAAAAACAAGCUCAGCAGACACUAACAGAAUUCAAACAAAAUCCGGAUGCCUGGUUGAUAGUCGGGAAUAUACUUCAGGAAUCGCAAUAUCCCCAAACCAAAUACCUCGCCCUUCAAGUUCUCGACGAUGUUAUUAUGACACGAUGGAAGGUUCUACCAAGGGACCAGUGCCUAGGUAUUCGCAAUUUUAUCGUUAAUUUCAUCAUCGAAAAUUCCAAGUCUGAGGAGAAGUUAAGAAGUGAACGGGCGUUCUUGAACAAGCUUAACUUGGUCCUUGUUUCCAUAUUGAAGCAAGAAUGGCCACAUAAUUGGCCUACUUUUAUCAACGAAAUUGUCUCCUCGUGCCACACAAGUCUUUCCAUCUGUGAAAACAAUAUGGCGAUCCUUCGACUACUGUCCGAAGAGGUUUUUGACUUCUCUCAGGAUCAGAUGACGUCCGUUAAAGCGAGGAACCUGAAGACGACUAUGACCCAGGAGUUCUCGUCGAUAUUCCAGUUAUGCUCUGAGGUACUUACUACUGCAAACCAACCGAGCCUAGUCAAAGCCACGCUCGAGACGCUCCUUAGGUUCUUGAACUGGAUUCCCCUAGGGUAUAUCUUCGAGACGCCCGUCAUAAAUACCCUGUUAACGCGGUUUCUCGACGUCCCCGAGUUUCGUAAUGUGACUCUAAAAUGUCUCACAGAAAUUGGUGGGCUGCAGAUCGGACAUCCCUACAACUAUGACGAGAGGCUGGUUCACAUGUUCACGGAAACUCUGACCACAGUAUCAAAGACCAUUCCAUUAUCCAUGGACUUGAAGAGCACUUAUGCCAAGAGUAACUCGAGGGAUCAGGAGUUUGUGCUUAAUCUGGCAUUAUUCCUUUGCAGCUUCUUCAGCGCGCAUCUCAAUCUCGUUGAGAAGUUGCCUAACCGGGAUUAUCUCACGCAUGCCCACUUCUACUUGAUCCGAAUCAGUCAAAUCGACGAUAGAGAAGUGUUCAAAAUCUGCUUGGAAUAUUGGACCAGGCUAGUGCAGGAGCUCUAUGAAGAAAUGCAGCAGCUUCCGAUCACCGACAUAAACCCCUUGGUGAGCAUGGGCGUGAGUGGCUUGUCUAAUGGAGGCGCACCACAUCCCAAUACCCUUGCCGGCUAUCCCCUCCGCAAGCACAAAUAUGAUGAGGUUCUUUCGAGUUUGCGCACGGUCAUGAUAGAAAAAAUGGUGCGUCCAGAAGAAGUUCUGAUCGUUGAGAACGAGGAGGGUGAGAUUAUACGCGAAUUCGUUAAAGAAAGCGACACAAUCCAAUUAUACAAAACCAUCCGCGAGUGUCUGGUCUACCUGACACAUUUGGACGUUAUCGAUACCGAGAAUAUCAUGAUUGAAAAGUUAGCUAAGCAGGUUGAUGGUACAGAAUGGUCCUGGGCAAACUGUAACACACUUUGUUGGGCGAUCGGAUCAAUAUCCGGUGCCAUGAACGAAGAGACCGAGAAGCGUUUCCUUGUCACUGUCAUCAAAGACCUUUUAGGCCUCACGGAAAUGAAGAGAGGGAAAGACAACAAAGCUGUCGUGGCCAGUAACAUCAUGUAUAUCGUGGGACAGUACCCGCGUUUCUUGAAGGCUCAUUGGAAGUUCUUGAAGACAGUCGUUAACAAACUGUUUGAAUUUAUGCACGAGACACAUGAAGGUGUCCAGGAUAUGGCUUGCGACACGUUCAUCAAAAUUGCCAACAAGUGCAGGAGACACUUUGUUGCGCUUCAACCGGGAGAGAACGAACCUUUCAUUGAAGAGAUUGUUCGCAAUAUGCGCAAAAUUACCUGUGAUCUGUCGCCACAGCAGGUCCAUACUUUUUACGAGGCUUGCGGCUAUAUGAUUUCGGCACAGGGGCAAAAAGGACUCCAAGAUCGGCUAAUCGAGAACUUAAUGUCUUUACCCAAUUCCGCCUGGGACACUAUCAUUGCGCAAGCCAACCAGGAUCCUUCUGUCCUUCAGGAUGGGGAGACUAUUAAAAUAAUUGGGAACAUCAUGAAGACGAAUGUCGCAGCCUGCUCGUCAGUCGGUACUUAUUUCUAUUCCCAGCUAGGCCGCAUUUACCAUGACAUGUUGAACAUGUUCCGGGCAUCCAGUCAGCUCAUAAACGAUGCUGUUGCGCGCGAUGGGGAUAUUGCAACCAAGACUCCUAAAGUCAGGGGACUUCGAACAAUCAAACGGGAGAUUCUAAAACUUAUCGACACAUACGUGCAGAAAGCGGACGAUUUGGAGAUGGUCAAUGCGAAUAUGGUCCCACCCCUUCUCGAAGCGGUCCUAGUGGAUUAUAAUCGAAACGUACCCAAUGCUCGCGAAGCUGAGGUCUUGAGCGUUAUGACAACGGUCAUCCAGAAGUUGCACAAUUUGAUGGAUGAUAAAGUGCCGCUAAUCAUGGAAAGUGUAUUCGAAUGCACUUUGGAGAUGAUUAACAAGGACUUCCAUGAAUUCCCUGACCACAGAAUUCAAUUCUUCAAACUGCUUCAAGCGAUCAAUCUUUAUUGUUUCCCGGCACUGCUUAAACUAGACGCCACACAAUUCAAAUUCGUCAUCGAUUCUUGCAUGUGGGCAAGUAAGCACGAUAAUCGGGAAGUUGAAAAUACCGGUCUCACAAUGUGCCUCGAACUUAUGAACAACAUGGCUGAGGUAGAUGUACAAACGUCGAACAUCUUCUUCCGUCAAUUCUACAUCCCAAUCUUGCAGGAUGUAUUUUUCGUACUCACAGACAGUGAUCAUAAAGCAGGUUUCAAAUCCCAGGCUAUGCUGCUGUCGCGGAUGUUUUACUUCAUCGAAUCAGGCAAAAUCCAAGAUCCCAUCUACUCCCCUGAACAAGCACCUAUCGGGACAUCCAAUAAGGAUUUCCUCCAGAAGUACGUUGCGGAUCUUUUACAGACGGCUUUCAAGAAUCUGCAAGAAAUCCAAAUCAAGCAAUUCGUCGUGGGCCUGUUUGCUUUCAAUGACGACUUCAACAAAUUCAAGACACACCUUCGUGACUUUUUAAUUUCGUUGAAGGAGUUUGCUGGGGAUAAUGCUGAACUGUACGCCGAAGAACGGGAACAGGCUUUGAAAGAUGCCAAGGCUGCCGAGCGUGAUCGCGCAAUGAGGGUUGGAGGGCUCCUCAAGCCUUCGGAAAUGGACCAUGAUGAUGAGCUAUGACUCGAUGAAGAACUGAAAUCCGAGACUGACUUAUCUUCUUCGGCACAUGUGAUGAAAUGUUCGAAAGGCUCCAUGUCUUGCGACGACGGAGACUGGCUGGACGGCUGGUCCUUCUAUGGACUGUAGGUGCGAGAUGUCCCGUCUGUCUAUUUUAGGAUGUAUUUUGGUCUCUCAGCCGUUCCAACCCUGGUUCUUUUCCUUCUGGGAUCAGGAUCUCAUGGAAGGUUAGUAUCUGAUCUAUUGCGAUUUUGUCCUCAGACUUAUAUGGCCUGACGCAUGUUUAGCAUGUUGUCACUGUGUGAGCCACAACUUCCGGUCUUUCGCCUGUGGCUCUAGUUGUAUUUAAUUCUAGAUAGGCUAAAGACAUGUAAACAUUAUACGUCUUGU
This is a messenger RNA of Aspergillus nidulans FGSC A4, 3928 nucleotides long. Its product is annotated as exportin CRM1. Bases 323 to 3541 code for a protein of 1072 amino acids. Gene Ontology annotation, molecular function: small GTPase binding; nuclear export signal receptor activity. Gene Ontology annotation, biological process: intracellular protein transport; protein export from nucleus. The transcript has 11 exons. Lineage: Eukaryota; Fungi; Ascomycota; Eurotiomycetes; Eurotiales; Aspergillaceae. Gene Ontology annotation, cellular component: nucleus. The record is from RefSeq and is a predicted model, not a curated record.